Lottia gigantea (owl limpet) is the source of this 5502-nucleotide messenger RNA. RefSeq lists its product as hypothetical. Gene Ontology annotation, cellular component: Swr1 complex. The transcript is spliced from 32 exons. The record is from RefSeq and is a predicted model, not a curated record. Gene Ontology annotation, molecular function: ATP hydrolysis activity; histone binding; ATP binding. The annotation marks the transcript as partial. Lineage: Eukaryota; Metazoa; Mollusca; Gastropoda; Lottiidae.
CAGGAAGCACAAGUAAUGCAAAGAGUAGCUGAAAUGAGACGUGAAGGAUUAUGGUCGUCGAGAAGGUUACCGAAAGUUCACGAACCUGCACGAAACAAAGCACACUGGGAUUAUUUACUGGAAGAGAUGCAGUGGCUGGCCACUGAUUUUGUGCAGGAAAGAAAAUGGAAGAAAGCGGCAUGUAGGAAGAUAGCGAGAAUGGUAGCUAAAUAUCAUCAAGAUAUAGAACAGAAGGAAGUCAAGGCAGAGAAAGAAGAGGCUCUAAAAGUGAAACGUAUUGCCUCACAGAUGGCUAAACUAGUGAAAGAAUUCUGGUCUAAUAUUGAAAAGGUAGUGCAAUACAAACAACAGUCCCGACAAGAUGAACGUAAAAAGAAAGCGUUGGACGUUCAUCUUAAUUUUAUCGUCGAUCAAACUGAGAAAUAUUCGUCAUGGUUAACAGAAACAUUACAUCAAGGCAGCAGUGUUGGUCCGUCAUCUGUUAAUGGUUCUAUUUCUUCACCAGCUCAUUCUAGUGAGGGAGACAUGGAAUUUGAACCAACAGGAAGUCUGACUGAUGAUGAAGAAACUAUAGAAAAAGAAGAAAAUGAAUCGGGACUUGAUGAUGAAUCUACUCAGAAAGAGUUGGAAGAAUUACAGAAAGAGAGUGAAUUACCUAUAGAAGAUUUAUUAAAAACAUUACCCUCAGAAGUUUUAGACACCCCUGCCCCAUUACCUAAUCCUGAUUCUAGUUCUGAUGAAGAGGAUGUAGAAGAUACAAUUGAAGAGCAGGAGAAACAUGAAAAAAAUACUAUGGAAGAAUUAAAUGAACUGCAAGCUGAAGGUGAAAUGUCUAUAGAGGAUCUAGUAAAGAAGUAUGCUGGAGCAUAUGACAGUGAUUUUGAAAUGCCACAAAGUGAGGAAGAAUCAGACGAAAGUACUGAUGAAGAAUCCGAAGAGGAAGAGGAAGAAGAUGAUAUGAUGGAGUCUGAUGUUGGUCUGGAUUUCUUAUUAAAAUCACAAGAUGAGGCUUCACCUCAAAAGCCUAUAGAAGUAAAAGAAGAGACAGGUCCUGGUAAAGAAUUAACAGAUGCAGCAGCCGAAGCUCUCAGUUUACAACCUAAAGGUUAUACUUUAGAAACUACUGAGGUGAAAACAAAGGUACCGUUCCUGUUAAAACAUACAUUACGAGAAUAUCAACAUGUAGGUUUAGACUGGCUAGCUACUAUGUAUACUAAAAGACUCAAUGGUAUACUGGCUGAUGAGAUGGGGCUUGGUAAAACUAUACAAACUAUCUCUGUCUUAUCUCAUCUUGCUUGUGAAAAAGGUAUCUGGGGUCCUCAUCUUAUCGUAGUACCAACUAGUGUCAUGUUGAACUGGGAAAUAGAACUCAAAAAAUGGUGUCCAGCUUUUAAAAUACUGACGUAUUACGGUAGUCAGAAAGAACGAAAACAGAAACGCACAGGUUGGACUAAAACGAACGCAUUCCAUGUUUGUAUAACAUCAUAUAAACUAGUUAUACAGGACCAUGCUGCCUUCAGACGUAAAAAAUGGAAAUAUUUAAUUUUAGAUGAGGCUCAAAAUAUCAAAAAUUUCAAGUCACAGAGGUGGCAGAUGUUGCUGAAUUUUCAAAGUCAGAGACGACUGCUGCUUACUGGAACACCUUUACAGAACAGUUUGAUGGAGCUCUGGUCUCUGAUGCAUUUCCUCAUGCCCCACGUAUUUCAAUCACAUAAAGAAUUUAAAGAAUGGUUUGCCAACCCCAUGACUGGAAUGGUAGAAGGUAGUCAAGAUUAUAAUGAAGGUUUAGUCAAACGAUUGCAUAAGGUGCUGCGUCCGUUUUUAUUACGUCGUUUAAAAGAUGAUGUAGAGAAACAGAUGCCUAAAAAAUACGAACAUGUUGUGAUGUGUAAAUUAUCUAAACGUCAACGUUAUUUAUAUGAUGAAUUCAUGGGACAAACAAAAACCAAAGAAACACUAAAUGCAGGUGAUUUUUUAAGUGUUAUUAAUGUAUUAAUGCAGCUACGUAAAGUUUGUAACCAUCCUAAUUUAUUUGAUCCUCGACCGAUUGUUUCCCCAUUUCAAAUGGAGGGUAUCGUCUACCACACAGCUUCUUUAGUACUCAAAGCUUUACAGUAUGAUCCUUUUAAGGAAGUAGACCUGCGAUGUUUGUAUCCCAGUUUAUCUGAAAUGGAACUAGACCUACCAGCAUUCGUAGCUCAUAGAGUUCGUAAAUUACAAACACCACGGAAACUGAUCGAAGAGAUUGAUGAUAUAGCGGACCCUCCCCCCAGACCCAAACCUGGUCGAUUAAAGAAUUUAAAUUUUAGAACUUCACCUUUAGUUCUUGGUGGUAAUCAGAGUAGAUCUGCAUCACCUGUCACUGUAGUUAGAUUGGCCACGCCUACUUCACGUAGUGAGACUCCACCUUCAUCUCUAGCCACACCCACUAUUAGUGACUCGUGGGAUGCCUUAUCUGAAAACUCAUUGAUUUUUUUAAUUUCGUCUUUUACAGCAGCAAGUCGUACUACCAUAGUAACACCUACAACAGUCACAUCUGCUACCCCAGUAACACAAAUAAAAACAUUACCAGUUCAGUUACCCUCAGGUAGUGUUGUUAGUACACAGAAACCUGUCAUGAGAGUUCCUCCCCUUACUUCAGUUGAUACCAGCGCCACCUCUACUACUUCUGUGAUGUCUGCUACACGAAAUCUGUCUUCUCUUUCUACAGUUACUGCUGCACAAGGUAGUGUUUCACCAACCUAUGCCCAAAGAUGUGAAAAAACAACUGGCAAGAGAACUUCAUCAAAAAUACUGUCUGCCUCAGCCAUUGCUGCUAUAAAAACUAACGAACCACAGACCUCGAGUAGCCCAGUUCAACCAGCCCCAGUUGUCACACGGAGAAAAUCUAAACCUAUACCUCAAUCAGAACUACACUUGGUACCAUUAAAAGAAAAGCGUGAAAAACACAGGAAGUCUAAACUGGAAUUAAUCACACGGAUCAACAAGCGUCACUGUGAUGUUAAGCCUGUUUAUGGACAAGAUUUAUGUGAAUCUAUUGAAGCGUUCAGUGAUUUAGAUCCUACGACAGUGAACAGUAAUAUUUGGCACGGACUUGGAACAGUGUAUUGUCGGCAUGCAAAUCGUUACGAUAAUUCUCAUGGAAAUUUCUGGAAAACUACAAGUGCUUUAUCAAACAUUGUUCACACACCGGAGCAGUAUUUGACGGAACUUCAGGAUUUAUUAGAUCGUUACGUGUUUGUAACGCCCCCUGUGACAGUGCCUUCUAUAAAAAUGCACGUAUCCCACCCUCCCCCCUCCUAUUUAUUGGAACAAUCUUAUCGUGAUAAUUACCUCCGGAAAGAACUCUCUGUGUUAUCCACACCGCUACAUCGUAUUACAUCUCGGAUGCAAGUUAUGUUUCCGGAAGUUCGGUUGAUACAGUAUGACUGUGGUAAAUUACAAACAUUAGACCGACUUCUGGCACGAUUAAAAUCAGGUCAACAUCGUGUUCUAAUAUUUACUCAGAUGACGAAGAUGCUGGAUGUGUUGGAAGCGUUUUUAAAUUAUCAUGGGCAUCGAUAUUUACGUUUAGAUGGAACCACGAGGGUUGAACAGAGACAGGUUUUGAUGGACAGGUUUAAUGGUGAUAAAAGAAUAUUUUGUUUUAUUUUAUCAACACGAUCUGGGGGUAUCGGAGUGAAUCUAACUGGAGCUGAUACAGUUAUAUUCUAUGACAGUGAUUGGAACCCAACAAUGGACGCCCAGGCUCAAGAUAGAUGUCAUCGUAUUGGUCAAACUCGAGAUGUUCAUAUUUAUCGGUUAAUCAGUGAUAAAACAAUCGAAGAAAAUAUUCUCAAGAAAGCGAAUCAAAAACGUCUUUUGGGUGAUUUAGCAAUCGAGGGUGGUAAUUUUACAACUGCCUUCUUCAAACAACAGACAUUAAAAGAACUGUUUGAGGAGCCGUCAGGUUUAGAAAGUCUCGCUGACCAAAAAAAUAAAGCGAAAGUUGAAAAAUCUGAACCAAUGGAAGUUGAAAAAGUACGAGAAGUGGAAACGUCUGCUAAAAAUAAACCAGAAUCCGGCAUCAAGGAUUCUUCAGUUCUCAAACAAUUCGAAAUGGCCCUGUGUAAGGCAGAAGAUGAGACUGAUGUUAUAGCAGCUAAACAAGUCCAGGCUGAACAGAAAGCCGAGCUAGCAGAGUUUGAUGAAUCUAUUCCGUGGGAUGAGAAGGAACAAGAGAAUCGUAAAGAAGAAGAUGAAGUCUCGAAAGUUGAAUUAGAACUAGCUCAGCUUGAUAAAGAGUUGUCACCAAUAGAAAGAUAUGCUGUGGGCUAUGUAGAGGCAGAAAUGGAACCAGACGAGGACUCAUUUGAUGAGGAUGACAUUGAGAACGCUAAGAAAGACUGGGAGUUGGCCAGAUUAAAGGCUUUAAAAGAAGAGGAAGAACGAAGAGCUGAAAUGGAAGAGGAUGAAAUGUUGUACACAUACUCCGUCGAAGAUUCACAGCUGUUUAUUUCUGAUUUAGAUGAAGAAAUCAUGCCGAUGUGGGCACCCCCAACUCCACCACAAGAUGAUAAUGAUGUAUAUAUUGAUGAUAGCCUCUUGUUUCUGUAUGAACCAAACAUGAUGUCUGAAUCUCAACUACCUCCUGUGUAUAUUCGUAAAGAACAUAAAAAACCUCGUAUUGAGACAGUUACCAUGUCAUUAAUCGUUAUUUCAGCUCGUAAACAGAAACAACGUAAAGAAGAACCACCCAGAGUACCAAGAUCAUUAUUCGAUAGACCUACAGCAAUACAACAAAAACUACGUCGUGAGGCUAAGAUGCAGAAAUUAAAGCAAGGUUUAGUGAAACCGUUCCGCCCCUCUCAGCCCUUGUUAACCAAUAAAACAGUGAUGGAACCACAGGAUCAGGAUAUCCCAGAAUGGCUUAUUCAUGAAGAUUGGGCUUUAUUACAGGCUGUCCAGUCUUUAUUAAAUCUGCCAUUAAACCUACAAGUUGUCUCCCCUGCUGUGAUAAUCAAUUGGGAUCUGGUAGCAGACGUAGUUAAUAGCGGCAGCCGUGUUUAUCGUACGCCCAAGAUGUGUAAAUUCCAGUACGAGAACGUCAUCAUUCCAAGAGAAGAAGGGAGAAUACUCUAUGAUGUCAGUCCACGAAAACAGAAAAAACAAAAAGGAAUCUAUAAGUCUCAAUUUCCUACGAAGAAUAAUCGUCCAAUGAGAACAAGUCAUUUAUAUCUACAAAAUGGAACAAGUGAUUUAAAAUCGUUGUACUCCUCGCGAUUUGAUCUGGUGAAAAGUAUAUCAACGAAGCGCCCUCCCCCGUUACGACAAACCCUAGCCAAUCCAACCCUGCGUAAUCCAAAACAUGCAGCUGUCCUAGAGGAAAAUGGUAUCAACUAUGAUAAACCACUGGACCCUCUACAAGUUGCAGCAAAUAGAGCUGAGAGAAUUGCUCGAGAGAAGAAACAGUCACAGGCUGCAGCUCAAAUCAAGGUAAGAAAUGAAAAAAAUAAUUUGUAG